Molecule: messenger RNA, 1773 nt
Organism: Adineta ricciae
Lineage: Eukaryota; Metazoa; Rotifera; Eurotatoria; Adinetida; Adinetidae
Source: the annotation of a GenBank genome assembly
AUGUCACACCGUUACGCUUGGACAAGCCGUUACAUACACAUUCUUUUCAUUUCUAAUCAACUUCUGUGCAGUCGCUGUUUGGCGAAACAUUUCGCUCAUCGAAAGUUUGCUUCAACAAUUCUAAUCGAAAAAAACAAGGACAAGAACAACAACAAGCACUGUCAAUCAUACCCGUUCGUCAACACGCAAACCCUCAGUUUGGUGGAUGUUUCUAUACAUUCCGGACGUAGAAUGAUGAAUUUUGAAGAAUUUCGUCGAACGGGUGAAUUCUCCGAUAUCACUGUUAUUGUUGACAAAACUGAAUUUAAACUUCAUACGUUUCCGCUGUUUACGAAAAGUGAUUAUUUCAAGAGAGCUCUCGCAUCGUCAUCACCGCCUUAUGUUAUUCAACUCGAUCAGCAAUUUCCAGGUGGUGCAAAUGUUUUCAAUCUACUAGCAGAUUAUCUUUAUUCAAUUCCGAUCACGAUUGAUCAUACAAAUAUCGUUCCACUACGAGCUGCUGCGUGUUUUAUCGAAUGUGAAGCAUUGAACUCGCUGUCCGAUAAACGCCUAGAUGAAAUCUUGAUUCUUGCACAAGUUAAAUACGAUUUGUCCGUUCCAUUAGCAUUACUCGAGCAAUGCAAAGGCGAAUAUCAACAAUGGGCGACAAAAGCGAAUAUUGUCGAGAAAUGCCUUCGAUGUGUCAUGGAAUUAUUCGUACGCGGGGUGGGUUUACAACUAAACAAGUCCGAUCAAGAAAGUCUCGUUCGUUUACCAUUGGAAUGGCUCAUUCAGUGGAUUAAAUUAUAUCCAAAAGAAAGUAAACAUUCGAUUCUUCCGUUUGUUAAACAUUACGUUACUACAUGUGCUUUACACGAAGAAGAAAACCAAACGAAGAAUGAUGGUAGCGAUGAGAAACGGACUGUAAUCGAUGAAAUUGUGAAAACGUUAGGUGAGACUAUCGAAAAUUAUCCAUUAGGAUGGCUCAAUUCAGUAUAUGAAAAGGCCGUAGAACUCAAAUGUGAAUGCGAACCGAUUCUAUCAGCGCAUAUCACUCAAGCUAUUCUCAAAUCAACAAAACUUCACGACGGAAUCGAAACUAUUCCUGAUGACGUAAUGACCAGAUUAGUUGAACGCGUUAAUAAACACAAAGAAGAUCAUGUGAAGGAUCCGCAACUUCUUGCCAAACUAUCAGCACUUCUCGAUUCGUAUGUAGCUCAUCUCCGUCAACGUGGUACACUUACCAGUGAACAGUUUGUUAAAGUAGCAUCAUGCAUACCCAAGGAACAACGAAAUUCACAUGACAGUUUGUUGCUUGCAUUGGAUGAAAUACUUAAAAAUGAGAAAUCCACACAAUUGACUUCUCACGAACGAGAAGAACUACUUAGUCAAGUAGACUUUUCUCGUGUUAAUGAAGAAACCAUUGCUGCAUGCAAAAGUAACCAGCUUAUUCCUCAACAAUUAAUUACCGACGCCGCAUUGGCUCUAUGCACUAAAUUACGAAAACAAUUGGAUGAUACACAAACUCGUCUUCAGCUAGUUGAACUUCAGAUGGGUAAAACACGACCAGCGUCAACAACAUCAACGUGUCCAAAACAUCGUUCAUCGAAUUUAAACUCUUCAUUUCGUCUUCCACCACGUUCGCGUAGCACUUUAUCAAAUAUGUAUGAAAUUCCUCGACGAAGUUCUAUAUACGCUCGUGAUAUCGACAUGGACUUCAUCUUACCUUCAAGAUAUCUUUCAUCAGCAUUAAGUAGCAGAUAUGGCUCAUACUCUUCUACUUAUCGUCCUUGA